Molecule: messenger RNA, 1554 nt
Organism: Oldenlandia corymbosa var. corymbosa
Lineage: Eukaryota; Viridiplantae; Streptophyta; Magnoliopsida; Gentianales; Rubiaceae
Source: the annotation of a GenBank genome assembly
AUGGGUUCCGGUGGCGACAACAUCAACGAUGGAACCAUGGCGGAAUUCAGCGGCAAGAAAAGGAGUCGGAAUGAUUCGUACGACACGGCGGAGUCACGAUUUGACUACUCGCCGGAGGUGAAGCGGUUGAGGGAGGAUCUCCUUCUUUUAGAGAGCUUCGACGAUGGGAAAAUUUACACCCGGAGUUCAGAGUUGGACUCGUUCAUGAAGAGUUUCGAGGAGGAAAUCUUAUCCGGCAAGCCAGUGCCGGCGCCGGCGACUAAUCCGGCACCGGUGGUUGUUGACUUGACGUUGAAGUCUGAUGAUUCGCAGCCGGAUAAUUUGGGGUUUCUAUUGGGAGCGUCAGAUGAUGAGCUAGGAAUACCGCCGUCAAGGGGUGUGGAGACCGACGGCGGAGAGGUUCCGAUCACUGAGUUGGUCCGAGCUGAGUCUGACUCGUCUGCACUCGGAGGAGGUGACUUUUGGGGUUACAAUUACAGCGACGAUUUACAGAACUUCGACUCUUUUGAUGCCGGAAUUGUUGAGUUCGGAGGGGGGUUCGGAUCGCGGCUGCAAAGCUCCGAUGAUGCCAUUGAAUUCGGCACCAAGCUUGCGGAAGAUGAAAGCAUUGAACUCUGCAAGAGAUAUGCGAUGGCCGGCAAGCUGCAGUGUAUCUGCGAUACCCUUCGCUUUGGAGAGGAGAGCCAUGACCGACAAGUCACCUUUUUGCAAGCUGUGCAGCUCCAUAACAAGCUGGGUCUGUUGAGCAUAAGAAAGAGUGCCGAAACCCUGCUGAAGAGCUGUCCAAGCAGCCGCCGACGUUGUGCAGCCCUGGAGAAUGGGAAAAAUCAACAACAGCAAACGACAGCAGCAAAGCAGCAACCGAAAAGCUCAAUUAGCGGCAGCAAGAAGCCUGAUGUGAACGGCGGCCGGCGGACUGACGGAAGAACAUCAGCAGCAGCAGAUGCAAGUGAAGGAAGAAUGCGGACGAAGACGACCGGCGGCAGCAAUAGCACGAAGUUGAAAGAGGAGAGGAAGGAGCACACGCCGGCGAUGCUGAGAUCUGCUUGUUUCUAUCUUGGGUUAGUUAGUCUCUACAAACUGAUAAUUCCUAUUAAGUUAAUGAGUAAAAGAGUUGCAUGUACUAUCUUGUAUGGAUCAAUAUGCAUUCGUGGUGGUGGACUUGGAGGUGGUGGUGAAGCUGGCGGUGGUGGGCGUCGUGGCGGAGGACUUGGAGGUGGUGGUGGUGAUGGUGAUGGCGGUGGUGGAGGACUUGGAUGCGGUGGUGGGGGUGGCGGUGGCGGAGGACGUGGAGGUGUUGGUGAUGGUGGUGGCGGAGGAGGACUUGUUGGAGGUGCUGGUGAUGGAGGUGGUGGAGGACUUGGAGAUGGUGGUGAUGGUGGUGGCGGAGGAGGACUUGUUGGAGGUGGUGGUGAUGGUGGUGGCGGAGGAGGACUUGUUGGAGGUGGUGGCGGAGGACUUGGAGGCGGUGGUGGUGAUGGCGGUGGCGGAGGACUUGGGGGUGGUGGUGAUGGUGGUGGCGGAGGAGGACUUGGAGGAGGAGGCGGGUUUUGA